AUGGCGUCGUUUAAAAAAUACAUCCGUUCUUAUAGCUUUGUGGCUUUUGCAGUGGCUCUGCUGGGAGUAGUUGGUGCUACUUCGCUGUCCAGGACCUAUUUGCCACCUCAGGUGCAGCAGCGUCAGGUGAUCUCGGUGCCGAGGGUCCAGGUUCAACCGCAAGUGAUUCACCGCCAGGUGGUUCAGCCACAGAACACCUAUCUGCCUCCUGCCCCAAGGGUCGUGCCUCAAGUGAUUCCCCAGUAUCGUCCUGCCCCACAAGUGAUCCCUCAGUAUCGUCCUGCUCCACAAGUGAUUCCCCAGUAUCGUCCUGCUCCUCAAGUGAUCUCUGUUCCUCGCAACACCUACCUGCCACCAGCCCAAGUGAUUGCUCGUCCAGCUCCACAGAUCAUCCAAGUAGCUGCCCCACGAAACACCUACUUACCACCUGCCCCCCGCAACACCUACCUGCCACCCCAAUAA
Messenger RNA from Drosophila takahashii, 462 nucleotides. RefSeq names its product MAGE-like protein 2. The record is from RefSeq and is a predicted model, not a curated record. Lineage: Eukaryota; Metazoa; Arthropoda; Insecta; Diptera; Drosophilidae.